CUGCCUUUCCCCUGCCCCAAGGGAACCUCGGCAAACAAAAUCCCCCACCCCCACACGCCGAUGUGAUGUCCACCGCCCCCAACUCCGACUCCGACGACCACCACGACGCCGGAACCAUCAUGGCCGACGUCCUCUCCAAGGGCCGCGAAUCCUGCUACAAGGCCCGAGACGCCUUCUACGCGUGCGUGGAGAAGCACGCGGACAAGAAGCCCACCGAGAUCGCCACCAUGGGGCUCCUUUACCCCGCCGACUGCAAGAAGUCCCGCGCCCAGUACGUCAACAGCUGCCGCCCCUCCUGGGUGAAGCACUUCGACCGCCAGCACUGCGCCAAGAAGCGCGUGCAGAGGCUGCUUGACGGCGACGACGACCGCCGGGGCCCCAUGGCGCUGCCCCAGCCCUACACGUUCAAGCAAUAGGUCAGCUCUGCUGUUGGUUCUGCUCUUGGUGCCGUACUGACUAGGAUCGUUACGUCGGUAUCUGGCUGCGAUGUCAUUGGUUUCUGAGUCAGUACUGUUGAGACGGAUGCUUAUGUGUUGUGUAGCGUGUAGCAUGUUCAAGGAAUUGUGAAUGGAUGGAAGGAACUUUUCUCUGCAUUUACUGCAAUCAGGAUCGUUGUUGUAGUACUGUGGUUAUCCUUAGUGGAGAUCUUCGUUGCACUACUGUUCAUAAUCCUUACAGAACCUUCUGUCAUUUCAUUUUUUCCUGAUGGAUGAAAGUUAAGAUGCGAAAUGUUAUUUUGGAGUGAACAAUUCUUCUGC
Molecule: messenger RNA, 758 nt
Organism: Brachypodium distachyon (stiff brome)
Lineage: Eukaryota; Viridiplantae; Streptophyta; Magnoliopsida; Poales; Poaceae
Exons: 3
Coding region: 66-416 (116 amino acids)
Cellular component (GO): mitochondrion; respiratory chain complex IV
Source: RefSeq, a predicted model, not a curated record